AUGAGGGGACUAGAUCAGGAGCCGUUUUCACUUGGAAGCAUGAUCAAUGUAAUCCUGCAGAUAUACUAUGUGGAGGGACCUCAGCGACCGCCAGCAACAGGGGCUCUGCCCAACUUUGAGCAAGUGGAUGGGGUGUAUGUGAGCAGCUGUCAACCAGAGCAGCUGGACUUCUUGAGGGCUAAUAAAGCCAGUGCCACCAAGUCAAACACAGCUUCCGCAACUGAUUCAAAUGCGAAUCAUCAUGCGGCGAUCGUAGCGUCGGGGCAUCCGCGAUCGGAAAGACCCGAGUUAGAGUUGUCAGAUGGAACCUUGCCGAGUUUUGGAAUCUCUUCCUCAGACGAGUAUCCGUCAAUAUUGAGCGACGACUUCUUCACAGCAUUACUGGAACCGUUUGGCGUUAGCGAGGAGGAAUCGACCAGUUCCCAUGGGCCAGAUGAGUUGGUGCAAGUCGAGGGACUGUGA
Molecule: messenger RNA, 462 nt
Organism: Aspergillus caelatus
Lineage: Eukaryota; Fungi; Ascomycota; Eurotiomycetes; Eurotiales; Aspergillaceae
Exons: 2
Coding region: 1-462 (153 amino acids)
Source: RefSeq, a predicted model, not a curated record